Colletotrichum spaethianum is the source of this 1041-nucleotide messenger RNA. RefSeq lists its product as uncharacterized. The record is from RefSeq and is a predicted model, not a curated record. The coding region runs from base 1 to 1041 and encodes 346 amino acids. Gene Ontology annotation, molecular function: dioxygenase activity. The transcript has 6 exons. Lineage: Eukaryota; Fungi; Ascomycota; Sordariomycetes; Glomerellales; Glomerellaceae.
AUGGUUGCCGACAUCAAUCAGCUUCCGCCUUACACGCCGCCUCCACCAACCAAGGAGGACUUGGACUACGUUGAUCUUGUCAACAUUGACCUCUCAAGGUUCGACGACCCUGAAGGACGGAAACAGCUCGCCAAGGACCUCUACGAAGCUGCCACUGGAUACGGAUUCCUCACGUUGACUAACCAUGGUAUCUCUGACGAGACGUAUGAGCGCCAGAUGCGCAUCGCCAAUGCCGCGAUGACGCUAAAACCCGACGAAAAGGCUCCCUAUGAAGUCACCCCCGAAGAAGAUGCCCGUGGUCUUUACGCUGGCUACAAACCGGCAGGACCGCUCGGACAUAAGGGUGGCUUUCCUAAGGCCCUGGAUCACUACAACAUGCUGGUUCAUGACCCCAAGAACCGCCCCCACCCCGAAAUCAUUCGCCCGUUCAUGGAGGAGACGUAUGGGGUCAUGAGCUACAUCCGCACUAACAUCCUCGUUAAGCUGCUUAAGCUUGUCGCCAUGAUCCUGGAGGUGCCGGAUGAGUCUGUUCUCUCUACACACGCCCCUGGCGGAUCCAAGACGGAGUACCUCAGAUAUCCUCACGGCAUCGUUGUCAACUUUGGUGAGGCGCUCGAGCGUCUUACCGGUGGUCUUUUCAAGGCUACCAUUCAUAGAGUGAUCCGACCUGAGACUAAAAUGAGCAAAACAGAGCCUCCUGAAGAUCAGCGUCACCUCCGUCGCAUCGGCGUUAUCUAUUUCUCCCGCCCUGCUGACGAGCGUGAGCUCGUCCCCAUCGAGAACUCCCCUCUCCUCCAGCGCAUGGGCACUGAUAAGCCCAUCGACGAGCGCAUCUUCUGUAUGGCCGACUAUUUGGAUGCGAGAAAGCACGGAUGGAAGCGCUACGACUUUGACAUUGACCGGCCCCGUGAGGAGGGCAAGCACCAGGACCCCUUUGAUGGCGAAUAUACUGACCCAGAAGGUCACAAGAGUCUUGGCAAGUUUGACAACAUGCCUCGUCUUCAGUACAGUCUCCCAACUGUAAAGACUGGGACCGCAUGA